AAAUCACGUCAUAAUUUUGGAUUAACUGUUAAUUUGUGGAAGCUGAAGUCAUUUUUUGGUAUUAAACAAAAAUGGCUGAAGCUGAAGGAGGAUCGGAGCAGGAUGAUGUUUCAUUCUUGAGGACGGAAGACAUGGUGUGCCUCUCGUGCACGGCAACGGGUGAGCGCGUAUGUCUGGCCGCUGAAGGUUUUGGCAACCGUCAUUGUUUUCUGGAGAAUAUUGCCGAUAAGAAUGUGCCACCCGAUCUAUCGCAGUGCGUGUUUGUCAUCGAACAGGCAUUAUCUGUGCGUGCCCUGCAGGAAUUGGUGACAGCUGCCGGAUCAGAGACUGGCAAAGGUACGGGAUCCGGUCAUAGGACUCUGCUCUAUGGCAAUGCUAUACUGUUGCGUCACAACAACAGUGACAUGUACCUGGCUUGUCUUUCGACAUCUUCGUCCAACGACAAAUUAUCCUUCGACGUCGGCCUGCAAGAGCACAGUCAAGGUGAGGCGUGCUGGUGGACGGUGCAUCCGGCCAGCAAACAGCGUUCCGAGGGUGAGAAGGUGCGCGUGGGUGACGACUUGAUUUUAGUCUCAGUGGCAACCGAACGUUAUUUGCAUACGACCAAGGAGAACGAACAAUCAAUUGUCAAUGCCAGCUUUCAUGUGACACACUGGUCAGUGCAACCAUAUGGCACUGGCAUAUCGCGCAUGAAAUAUGUUGGCUAUGUAUUCGGUGGUGAUGUUUUACGUUUCUUCCACGGAGGCGACGAGUGUCUAACCAUACCCAGUACAUGGGGUCGUGAAGCGGGACAAAACAUUGUGGUGUACGAGGGUGGCUCAGUCAUGUCACAAGCCCGUUCAUUGUGGCGCUUGGAAUUGGCACGCACCAAAUGGACUGGUGGAUUCAUCAACUGGUUCCAUCCCAUGCGAAUUCGACACAUAACAACAGGACGCUAUUUGGGCGUCAACGACAAUAACGAAUUAAUUUUGGUCAAAAAAGAAGAAGCAUCCAUUGCGACAACGACUUUCUGUCUUCGACAGGAAAAGGACGACGAGAAAAAAGUACUCGAAGAUAAAGAUUUAGAAGUGAUCGGCUCACCGAUUAUCAAAUACGGCGAUACGACCGUCAUUGUACAGCACUGUGAGACCAGCCUGUGGCUCAGUUACAAGAGCUACGAGACCAAGAAGAAGGGUGUCGGCAAGGUCGAGGAGAAGCAAGCCAUUCUGCACGAAGAAGGCAAAAUGGAUGAUUGCCUUGAUUUCUCGCGCUCUCAAGAGGAAGAAUCAAAAACUGCCCGUGUUAUUCGCAAAUGCAGCAGUCUCUUUACACAAUUUAUUAAUGCUUUGGAAACUUUACAAUCCAAUCGCCGUCAUUCUAUCUUUUUCCAAAAAGUUAAUCUCAACGAAAUGGUAAUGUGCCUUGAAGAUUUGAUCAACUAUUUCUCUCAACCGCCAGAUGAUAUGGAACACGAGGAGAAACAGAAUCGUUUUCGUGCCUUGCGCAAUCGUCAAGAUCUCUUCCAAGAGGAGGGUGUUUUGAAUCUUAUUCUCGAAGCCAUUGAUAAAAUCAAUAUCAUCACUUCGCAGGGCUUUUUGGCCAGUUUCUUGGCCGGUGAUGAAAUGGGUCAAAGUUGGGACCUGAUCUCUACAUAUCUUUAUCAGCUAUUGGCUGCCAUUAUCCAGGGCAAUCACACAAAUUGCGCCCAGUUCGCCAAUAGCAACCGCCUGAAUUGGCUGUUCUCCCGUCUGGGUUCUCAGGCCUCAAGUGAGGGUUCGGGUAUGUUGGAUGUAUUGCACUGCGUCCUGAUUGAUUCCCCCGAAGCCUUGAAUAUGAUGAGAGACGAACACAUCAAAGUAAUCAUUUCACUCUUGGAAAAACACGGCCGAGACCCAAAAGUUUUGGAUGUUCUCUGUUCGUUGUGUGUAGGUAACGGUGUGGCCGUGCGUUCUUCGCAGAACAAUAUUUGUGAUUUCUUGCUGCCUGGGAAAAAUCUCCUCCUGCAAACACAGCUGGUAGAUCAUGUGGCCAGUAUUCGUCCAAAUAUUUUUGUGGGACGAGUAGAGAAUUCCGCCAUGUACCAGAGGUGGUAUUUUGAAGUGACCAUGGAUCACAUAGAACAGACCACUCAUAUGAUGCCACACUUGCGUAUUGGUUGGGCCAAUACUGCCGGCUACGUCCCUUAUCCAGGUGGUGGCAAAAAAUGGGGUGGCAAUGGCGUGGGCGAUGAUUUGUAUUCAUUUGGAUUUGACGGUGCUUACUUGUGGACAGGUGGUCGGAAAUCUCUUGUCACCGAUAUAAUACCCGAGGAACCAUAUAUUCGCAAAGGUGACGUAAUCGGAGUUACCAUUGACUUAUCUGUCCCCAUUAUCACCUUUACAUUCAAUGGGCUGAAGGUUAAGGGCUGUUUCCGAGACUUUAAUCUCGAUGGCAUGUUCUUCCCAGUCAUGAGUUGUUCCUCCAAAUUAAGUUGCCGUUUCCUAUUCGGUGGCGAUCAUGGUCGCUUGAAAUUCGCACCACCCCCAGGAUUUUCACCUCUCGUACAAUGCCUUAUGCCUCAUCAAAUUCUGAGCUUAGAUCCAUGUUUCUACUUUGGAAAUUUGAACAAAAAUGUUUUGGCUGGACCCUGGAUGAUAGAGGACGAUACCGCCUUUGUCCCUAAUCCCGUGGACACAUCAGGUGUCACACUCCCCUCUUCCGUAGAUCAAAUUAAGGAAAAGUUGGCCGAAAAUAUCCAUGAAAUGUGGGCUUUGAACAAAAUUGAAGCUGGCUGGUCGUGGGGUGAACAUCGCGAUGACUAUCAUCGCAUCCAUCCCUGUUUAACACAGUUUGAGAAGUUGCCACCGGCUGAGAAGCGGUAUGACAACCAAUUAGCAGUGCAAACACUGAAAACCAUAAUUGCCUUGGGCUAUUAUAUUACAAUGGAUAAGCCUCCGGCACGUAUUAGACCCAUACGCCUGCCCAAUGAAAUAUUUAUGCAAGCCAAUGGCUAUAAACCCGCUCCCUUGGACCUAAGUGCCGUUACGCUAACACCCAAACUAGAAGAACUUGUGGAUCAGUUGGCUGAAAAUACACACAACCUCUGGGCCAGAGAACGCAUUCAACAGGGCUGGACAUAUGGCCUUAACGAAGACUCGGAAAACUUACGUAGUCCCCAUUUGGUUCCCUACUCCAAAGUAGACGAAGCCAUUAAGAAAGCCAAUCGUGAUACUGCAUCGGAGACUGUGCGCACACUUUUGGUGUAUGGUUAUGUUUUGGAUCCACCUACCGGCGAGGGCAAUGAGGCCCUUUUAGCUGAAGCUUUGCGUUUGAAGUUUGCCGCCUUCAGGACAUAUCGUGUAGAGCGUAAUUAUGCCGUCACAUCGGGUAAAUGGUAUUUUGAAUUUGAGGUUCUCACUUCUGGACCGAUGCGUGUUGGUUGGGCCAGGGCUGAUUGCAAUCCCGGUGCAAUGUUGGGCAGCGAAGACACAAGUUGGGCAUUUGAUGGUCAUAAUGAAGAGAAGGUUUUUGGCGGCGUAAGUGAAUCAUUUGGUAAACAGUGCGGCCCCGGUGAUAUAGUUGGUGUCUUCUUAGAUCUUGCCGAUCACACAAUCAGUUUCUCUUUGAACGGCGAGCUGCUGAUGGACGCUCUGGGCGGUGAAACCACUUUUGCCGAUGUCACAGCGGAGGGAGUCGGAUUUGUACCGGCCUGUACUUUGGGUGUAGGUCAAAAAGCUCGUUUGAUCUAUGGUCAAGAUGUCGACUCUCUAAAGUUCUUUACCACAUGUGGCUUACAAGAGGGCUACGAACCAUUCUGUGUGAAUAUGCGUCGACCAGUAACGCAUUGGUAUACCAAAGAUCAACCGAUUUUCGAAAAUACCGAAGAAAUGCCCGAUUGUCGCAUUGAUGUCACUCGUAUUCCGGGCGGAUCUGAUACACCACCACACCUCAAAAUCUCUCACAACACCUUUGAGACCAUGGAGAAAGCCAAUUGGGAAUUCUUGCGUCUCUCGCUUCCUGUUACAUGUAUGGGCGAGUUCAUAAGUGAAGCAGAAAAGGCCAGACGAUGGGAGGAAAUCAAAAUGCGCCAAUACCGCCUGAUGCGCGAGGCACAAGAAAUUGCCCAACAACAGACUUCGGCCCAUAUGGAUCACAUGCUGAAGAGUGGUUUCUCCAUGAACGACAUCAAGGGUUUAAAUCGCAACUACGAGGACACGGCAGAAGCCGACGAGAACAUGGGUAGGAGUCCAGCCAGGCCACCACGCCGAGCAUCGAUGACGCGUAACAUUACAUUCGAAUCGGAUUUGAGUGCACCAGAGGAACUGCAACGAUCCACGUCUGCGCUCGACAUGAAUGGUUUUGAAGACGGCGGCGCUAUGGACGAUAAGAAAAAGCGUGGUCGUAGUCCGUUUAAGUUCUUCUCGAAAAAGUCACGCGAUCAAAGCAAGGAAAAGCUACCAGGCAGGGCGCCAGAAGUAAGUCCAGACAGGCGCUCUGCUAUGACACAAGGUCGCAACGUUGUGGCCUCCCAACUAACCGCGAAAGCACCAUCUUUGCGUUUGAAUAAUACGGAGAUGCCCCAAACUCCUACUCAGGGACCAAAAGCAAUGAGUGGCGGCAACUUGGGCCAACCCGUUGUUGAAUCGUCAGGCGACGAAAUGUUUGAUGCCGAGUGCCUGAAAUUGAUAAACGAAUACUUUUAUGGUGUUCGAAUUUUCCCUGGCCAAGAUCCUACCCACGUCUAUGUGGGAUGGGUAACAACACAAUAUCAUUUACAUAGCAAGGAGUUCAAUAAAGACAAGGUUCGUCGUGCUUCGGUCAUCAUUGAGGAUGACUAUGAGAUGCCUAUUGAACGCAUCAAUCGUCAAAGUUGUUAUGUGGUUCGCGCCGACGAGCUGUUCAACGAAGUUACACAGGAUGCCUCCGGUAAGGGAGCAUCACAGGGCAUGUUCGUUGGUUGUUUCGUAGACACCGCCACCGGCAUCAUCAGUUUCACAUGUGAAGGCAAACAGACGUCUCAUCGUUGGCAAAUGGAGCCAAAUACCAAACUCUUCCCCGCAAUUUUCGUGGAGGCGACCAGUAAAGAAAUUCUGCAAAUUGAAUUGGGUCGAACAGCCACCACCCUGCCACUCUCUGCUGCUGUACUGCCCACCAGUGAUAAACAUAUCACUCCCCAAUCUCCACCUCGUCUGAAAGUACAAUGUUUGCGACCCCAUCAGUGGGCUCGCGUGCCGAACACAGCCCUUCAAGUCCAUGCUCUUAAACUUUCCGAUAUCCGUGGUUGGUCCAUGCUGUGUGAAGACCCCGUUUCUAUGUUGGCUCUUCACAUUCCCGAGGAGGAUCGAUGCAUUGAUAUUUUGGAACUGAUCGAAAUGGACAAGUUAUUGUCCUUCCAUGCCCAUACACUGACCCUGUAUGCCGCCCUGUGCUAUCAGUCCAAUUAUAGAGCUGCCCAUGCUCUGUGCCAGCAUGUCGAUCAAAAGCAACUGCUAUAUGCCAUACGUUCGGAAUACAUGAGCGGACCCCUGCGUCAGGGUUUCUACGACCUGCUGAUCGCACUGCAUUUAGAAUCACACGCGACCACAAUGGAGGCCUGCAAAAUGGAGUAUAUCAUUCCAUUGGGUCCAGAAUUGAAAUUCCUAUACGACGACGAAGAAAUGCGUCAUUCGCUACGGUCGCUGGUUACCGAAUCGGUUCGUCCGCAAAUGCGAAUGACGGAAAUAACUCCUAUAAGUAUCCAAACAAAUGCUUCCAGUGAACCAAUACCAGACAUCGAUCACCUGUACUCCCCGAAAUUCCCCCUAGAAGUAGUGCGUGAAUUUGUUAUGGAAGCUUUGAAGGAGGCAGUGGAAAUAAACCAGGUGCACAACAGAGAUCCAAUUGGAUGGACCAAUGAGAAUCUAUUCCUGCCACUAUUGAAGCUUACAGAUCGUCUGUUCCUGGUCGGUGUUAUGACCGAUGAGGAUGUUCAGAAACUGUUGGUCAUGAUUGAUCCGGAGACAUGGGAUCCAACAUUUGAAAAAGAUGGAAAAGAUGAACACCGCAAAGGUUUGCUCACAAUGAAAAUGGCCGAAGGUGCCAAGCUGCAGAUGUGCUAUCUGCUCCACCAUCUCUAUGACAUUCAGCUGAGACAUCGCGUGGAAAGCAUAAUUGCAUUCUCACAUGACUUUGUGGGUGAUCUGCAAGCAGAUCAGCUGCGUCGAUACAUUGAAAUCAAACAAUCUGACCUUCCAAGUGCUGUAGCAGCCAAAAAGACAAAAGAGUUCCGUUGUCCGCCUAGAGAACAAAUGAACCAAAUCCUAUGCUUUAAGAAUUUAGAGCCAGACGACCAUGAAAAUUGCACUUGCGGUCUGGAGUUGCGCGGAAGUUUGUACGACUUUCAUGACAGUCUAAUGAAGAAGGUGUCUUUGAAUGCUUUACAGGAGCCCGACGAAGCGGAGAGCACUGCGGUCGAAGAAGUGAAGACGGGACCAAUCACAAAGAUAUACAACUUUAUUAACACGGUGAAGGAACUUGAAGAGGGUCCCAAAGAAGUUGAGGAACCCGAGAAGAAAACUCCUGAAGAAGUGUUCCGCAAAGUUUUGAUAAAGACCAUUGUUAGUUGGGCAGAGGAAUCACAAAUCGAAAACCCCAAAUUGGUCCGUGAAAUGUUCAGCCUACUAGUGAGGCAGUACGACACGGUGGGAGAAUUGGUGAGAGCUCUUGAAAAAACGUACGUAAUCAAUAACAAGGCCCGCGAAGAUGUUGCUGAAAUGUGGGUUGGUUUGAGCCAAAUCCGUGCGUUGCUUCCCGUCCAGAUGAGCCAGGAAGAGGAGGAGUUGAUGCGGAAGCGAUUGUGGAAAUUAGUCAACAAUGCUACAUUCUUCCAACAUCCAGAUUUGAUACGCAUUCUGCGCAUCCACGAGAAUGUAAUGGCUGUUAUGAUGAACACUCUUGGGAGACGAGCUCAGGCGCAAAGUGAUGCCCCAGCCCAACAGGAGGGAAUGGAGGGAGCCCCACCCAAGGAGAAGGAUACUUCACACGAGAUGGUGGUGGCUUGCUGUCGUUUCCUCUGCUACUUCUGCCGAACUGGACGACAGAAUCAAAAAGCCAUGUUCGAUCACUUUGACUUUUUGUUGGACAACGCCAAUAUUCUGUUAGCGAGACCCAGUUUACGCGGAUCCACUCCUCUAGACGUGGCAUACUCGAGUUUGAUGGAGAACACAGAAUUAGCUCUGGCCUUACGAGAACACUACUUGGAAAAGAUCGCAGUCUAUUUGUCGCGAUGCGGUCUGCAGAGCAACUCUGAAUUGGUUGAAAAGGGAUAUCCCGACUUAGGUUGGGAUCCCGUUGAAGGCGAACGCUAUUUGGACUUCCUACGCUAUUGCGUAUGGGUAAAUGGUGAAAGUGUCGAAGAGAAUGCCAACCUUGUCAUUCGCCUUCUUAUCCGUCGUCCAGAAUGUUUAGGGCCGGCUCUAAGAGGAGAAGGGGAAGGUCUGUUCCGAGCCAUUGUUGAGGCCAACCGUAUGUCAGAACGCAUCUCAGAUCGGUGCAAAAUGCAAGACGAAGCUGAGGGCACCAUUGCCGGCCUUAACUUCUCACAUCCCCUGCCGGAGGGCGAUGAGGACGAAGAUUACAUCGACACCGGUGCCGCUAUUUUGAACUUCUACUGCACACUGGUCGAUCUUCUCGGCAGAUGUGCGCCCGAUGCUUCCGUUAUUGAACAAGGCAAAAACGAAUCACUGCGUGCUAGAGCUAUUUUGAGAUCUCUUGUGCCACUGGAGGAUCUUCAGGGAGUCCUCAGCUUGAAGUUCACACUCACCCAAACUGCUCCGGGAGAGGAAAAGCCUAAGUCCGACAUGCCAUCCGGCCUAUUGCCGAAUAACAAGCAAAGUAUCGUUCUGUUCUUAGAACGCGUAUACGGCAUUGAAACGCAGGAGCUCUUCUAUCGCUUGUUAGAAGAUGCCUUCCUGCCCGACCUCCGAACUGCCACUAUUCUCGACAAGAGUGAUGGUUCCGAAAGCGACAUGGCCCUUUCGAUGAAUCGAUAUAUCGGCAAUUCCAUUUUGCCCCUGCUCAUCAAACAUUCUAAGUUCUACAAUGAGGCAGAGAACUAUGCCAGUCUAUUAGAUGCAACAUUGCACACGGUCUAUAGAUUGUCUAAGAACCGUAUGCUCACAAAGGGCCAGAGAGAGGCUGUAUCCGACUUUUUGGUGGCACUGACAUCGCAAAUGCAACCUGCAAUGUUGUUGAAACUUUUACGCAAGUUGACGGUCGAUGUCUCAAAACUGUCCGAGUACACGACUGUGGCUUUGAGGCUCCUUACAUUGCACUUCGAUCGCUGCGCCAAAUACUACGGCUCCAGUCAAGGCCAAGGAUCCUACGGAGCAGCGUCUGACGAAGAAAAGCGUCUUACUAUGCUCUUGUUCUCUAACAUUUUUGACUCACUCAGCAACAUGGACUACGACCCAGAAUUGUUUGGCAAGGCCCUGCCAUGUUUGAUUGCAAUUGGUUGUGCUUUGCCACCGGACUACAGUUUGUCAAAGAACUCGGACGAAGACUAUUACGGUCGUCAGUGUGGUGCUCCCGAUCAGCCGCAAUAUGAUCCUAACCCCAUCGAGACCUCCAAUGUCAAUUUGACACAUGACUACAACUCGCUGGUGGAAAAGUUCAGCGAACACUACCACGACGCAUGGGCUAGUCGUCGUUUAGAAAGUGGUUGGACCUACGGUGAAGUGCGAUCGGACACGGACCGUAAACACCCUAGGCUCAAGCCAUGCAGCAUGCUCACAGAAUAUGAACGUGAACGUUAUAGGGAUCCAGUCAGAGAAUGUCUCAAGGCCUUGCUAGCUCUCGGAUGGACGAUUGAACACUCAGAAAUUGAAGUUAAUCAAAAUAAUCGAGGUUCAACUAGGCGUCAAUCCAAGCCGCAAAUUAAUGACUUCCAGAAUGAGGGCAGUCCAUUCAAUUACAAUCCACACCCGGUAGACAUGACCAAUCUGACGCUCAGCAGAGAAAUGCAGAAUAUGGCUGAACGCUUGGCUGAGAAUUCCCAUGAUAUUUGGGCCAAAAAGAAGAAAGAGGAGCUCAACUCAUGUGGUGGUGUUAUUCAUCCUCAACUUGUACCAUAUGACUUGCUGACGGACAAGGAGAAACGCAAGGACCGCGAGAGAUCUCAGGAGUUCUUGAAAUACAUGCAAUACCAGGGCUACAAGCUGCACAAACCAUCCAAGGGUGGAGCUUUGGAGGGCGAAGGAGGUGCUACACAGGCUUCAGCUGAAUUAAGGUUCUCUUACUCUUUGUUGGAGAAAUUGAUCCAAUACUUGGAUCGUGCAACUAUCAACAUGAAAUUGCUGAAACCAUCGACCACGUUCAGCAGGCGCAGCUCAUUCAAGACUGCGUCUCGCGAUAUUAAAUUCUUUUCGAAGGUGGUGCUGCCUCUGAUGGAGAAAUACUUCUCCACGCAUCGCAAUUAUUUCAUUGCUGUGGCCACAGCUACCAACAAUGUGGGUGCAGCCUCGUUGAAGGAAAAGGAAAUGGUGGCAGCCAUCUUCUGCAAAUUGGCAUCAUUGUUGCGAAACCGAUUGACUGCGUUUGGUCCCGAUGUGCGUAUAACUGUCCGUUGCCUCCAAGUUCUGGUAAAGGGCAUCGAUGCCCGCACACUAGUUAAGAACUGCCCCGAAUUCAUUCGAACUUCAAUGCUUACGUUCUUCAACCAAACUGCCGAUGACUUGGGCAACACCAUUCUUAAUCUACAGGAUGGCAAAUACAGUCACUUGAGAGGAACGCACCUGAAGACAUCCACCUCGCUGGGCUACAUUAAUCAGGUGGUAAUGCCCGUUUUGACAGCCAUGUUCGAUCAUUUAGCCGCCUGUGACUAUGGCAGUGACUUGCUUUUGGACGAAAUCCAAGUAGCAUCAUACAAGAUUUUGGCCGCUCUGUAUCACUUGGGAACCGAUGGCUCUCUGACGCAGGAUCGAAAAUAUUUAAAAACGGAAAUUGAAAGGCAUCGUCCAGCAUUGGGUUCGUGCCUGGGUGCAUUCAGUUCUUGCUUCCCGGUUGCAUUCUUUGAGCCCCAUCUGAACAAACACAAUCAGUUCUCCCUGCUCAAUCGCAUUGCCGAUCAUUCCCUGGAGGCCCAAGAUAUCAUGGUCAAAAUGGAGAGUUGCAUGCCUAAUUUAGAAACGGUUUUGGGUGAAGUUGACCAGUUUGUGGAAUCGGACAAGACCUAUCACGACGCACCACAUGUCAUUGAUGUCAUCUUGCCACUUCUGUGUUCUUAUCUGCCAUUCUGGUGGUCCCAAGGGCCCGACAAUGUUAGUCCCACUAGUGGAAACCACGUCACAAUGGUGACAGCCGACCACAUGAAUUCCUUGCUACGCAAUGUCCUUAAGAUGAUCAAGAAGAACAUUGGCAACGAUAAUGCCCCCUGGAUGACCAGAAUCGCUGCUUACACACAACAAAUUAUCAUCAAUACAUCGGAAGAGCUGCUCAAGGAUCCCUUCCUGCCCUUGGCCGAGCGAGUGAAGAAACGUACCGAGAACAUGUUCCACAAGGAGGAGAGCAUGCGUGGUUUCAUCAAAUCCGCUACAGACGAUACCUCCCAGGUCGAAACGCAGUUGCAAGAGGAUUGGAAUCUGCUUGUACGCGACAUCUAUUCAUUCUACCCACUGUUGAUCAAAUAUGUCGAUUUGCAACGUAAUCAUUGGCUAAAGGACAAUAUACCCGAAGCCGAAGAACUGUACAACCAUGUAGCGGAAAUCUUUAAUAUUUGGUCCAAGAGUCAAUACUUCCUCAAGGAGGAACAAAACUUUAUUUCGGCCAAUGAAAUUGACAACAUGGCUUUGAUUAUGCCCACGGCAACUAGGCGAUCGGCGAUUACCGAAGGUGCCCCAGUCACCGGAGGAAAAGUGAAAAAGAAGAAGAAAAACCGUGACAAGAAACGCGACAAGGACAAAGAGAUCCAAGCUAGUCUCAUGGUAGCCUGUCUUAAACGUCUUCUCCCAGUCGGCCUUAAUCUGUUUGCUGGCCGCGAACAGGAGUUGGUGCAGCAUUGCAAGGACCGCUACUUGAAGAAAAUGCCCGAAUAUGAUGUAAUCGAGUUUGCGCAUAUUCAGUUGACGCUACCCGAUAAAUUGGAUCCAUCGGAUGAAAUGUCGUGGCAGCAUUAUUUGUAUUCCAAACUUGGCAAGAAAGAGGAAUCCACUGAGGAGCAGACUGCCGUCGAGAAGGCGGCCAACCAAAACGACAAGGGCCGAGACAAGACCCAAGAAACUGUGGAUCGCAUUGUCGCCAUGGCGAAGGUUUUAUAUGGUCUACACAUGGCGUCACGCUCUAAGCAAAAAUCUAAAACUCGGACUUCGAAAAUCACUUUGGCCCGGCGCCAAGCGGUCAUGUCCAGCUUGCGCUCCAUCCAUCUCUAUCGCAUUAGCAGGCAUCGGGCUUGUAAUAUUUUUGCCCGCACUUAUUACGAACAGUGGCUACAGGAGGAGAACGUAGGCCAAGAAGUGAUGAUUGAGGAUCUGACCCAAACCUUUGAAGAUUUCGAAAAAUCCAAGAAAGAUGAGGAUGAAACGGAAGCCAAACCGGAUCCACUAACUCAGUUGGUAACUACGUUCUGUCGUGGUGCCAUGACUGAAAGAAGUGGCGCUUUGCAGGAAGAUCCUCUGUAUAUGUCGUAUGCUCAAAUAGCAGCAAAAUCCUGUGGCGAAGAAGAAGAGGAGGGCGGUGACGAAGAGGGCGGCGAAGAAGAGGGCGAAGGCACCAGUAUUCAUGAACAAGAAAUGGAAAAACAAAAACUGCUCUUCCAUCAAACGCGCCUGUCAAAUCGUGGUGUAGCUGAAAUGGUUCUGCUACACAUAUCAGCGUCCAAAGGCAUACCUUCGGAAAUGGUUAUGACAACACUCAACCUGGGCAUUUCGAUAUUGCGCGGCGGUAACAUUGACAUUCAAAUGGGGAUGUUAAAUCAUCUAAAGGAGAAGAAGGAUGUCGGCUUCUUUACUUCGAUUGCCGGUUUGAUGAAUUCGUGUAGUGUUUUGGACUUGGAUGCAUUUGAAAGAAACACCAAAGCUGAAGAAUACAUUCCAAGUGCGGGUGCAGGUCUUGGUGUCGGCUCGGAGGGUGCUGCUGGCGAGAAAAAUAUGCAUGAUGCCGAAUUUACGUGUGCGCUCUUCCGUUUCAUUCAGCUGACGUGCGAAGGCCACAACUUGGAAUGGCAGAACUAUUUGCGCACACAGGCUGGCAACACGACAACUGUAAAUGUGGUUAUCUGUACGGUCGAUUAUCUGCUGCGUCUCCAAGAAUCAAUCAUGGACUUCUAUUGGCAUUAUUCGAGCAAGGAAAUUAUUGACCCUGCAGGCAAGGCGAACUUUUUCAAGGCGAUUGGAGUGGCAAGCCAGGUUUUCAACACGCUCACUGAAGUCAUUCAGGGCCCUUGCACCCUCAAUCAGCAGGCGUUGGCCCACUCAAGAUUGUGGGAUGCUGUUGGCGGUUUCCUCUUCCUGUUCUCGCAUAUGCAGGAGAAAUUGUCGAAGCACUCCAGUCAGGUGGAUCUGUUGAAGGAACUCCUGAAUCUGCAAAAGGACAUGAUAACAAUGAUGCUCUCUAUGUUGGAAGGCAAUGUUGUAAACGGUACAAUUGGUAAACAGAUGGUGGACACUUUGGUGGAAUCAGCUGGCAACGUUGAAUUGAUCUUGAAGUAUUUCGAUAUGUUCUUGAAAUUGAAGGAUUUGAUUGAAUCCCCCAGUUUCAUGGAAAUCGACAUCAAGAACGAAGGCUGGGUCACACCGAAAGACUUCCGCGAUAAAAUGGAACAAUCGAAGAAUUACACACCUGAGGAGAUCGACUUCCUACUGGCUUGCUGUGAGCGCAAUCACGAGGGAAAAAUUGACUAUGCCGGUUUCGUUGAUCGUUUCCAUGAACCCUCUAAAGAAAUCGGCUUUAAUUUGGCUGUUCUAUUGACAAACUUAAGUGAGCACAUGCCCAACGAACCGCGUUUGGCUCGUUUCCUGGAAACUGCUGGGUCGGUAUUGAACUAUUUCGAACCCUUCUUGGGCCGUAUAGAAAUCCUUGGCAGCUCCAAGAGAAUCGAGCGUGUCUACUUCGAGAUUAAGGACUCCAACAUCGAACAAUGGGAGAAACCCCAGAUUAGGGAAUCAAAACGCGCUUUCUUCUAUUCUAUUGUCACUGAAGGCGGCGACAAAGAGAAGCUCGAAGCAUUCGUCAAUUUCUGCGAGGAUGCCAUUUUUGAAAUGACACACGCUUCUGGCCUGAUGGCAACGGAUGAUGGCGGCGGUAACGUGAAACGUGAUACAUCGUACAGUUCAUACAUGAGCGAGGAAGAAGAGGAACGUGCUGCUCGCGAUCCAAUCCGACGAACAAUAAAUGCUGUUAAAGAUGGCUUGAAGUUCGGUGUUCACAUGUUAAGCCCCUCGAACAUUAAACACCAGAUCGGUGUGAUGCAAACGAAAACCGUGCCGGAAUUGAUCAUUGGAUUCUUCAAGAUUAUUUUCUAUAUGUUCUACUACACGGGAUAUGCCCACUUUGCGGUGGUUCGUUACAUCUUCGGCAUACUUAUGAACUUGAUGCGCGGUCCAGCUCCCGAGGAAGUCGAAGAGGCUCCAGUUGAAGAAGAGACAUUUGGAAGAGCGCUACCACCGUUGCCCAUCGAAGAACCGCCAGGCACAGUGCAAGCAUUUGGUCUAGAUAUUAAUAAGGAAGAAAACGGUCAAUACAAGGUAACGGUACACGAAUCGUCGGGCGGCAGUCCAACAUCAUCAAUGGAAGAAACUGGUGAAUCGAGUCCAGAAGAUGGCGGUCCAACUGCGGAAGCGGCUGUUGAAGGCGAGACUCACCAUCCGGAACCUGUAUCGAUCGUCGAUCUACUAGGUGGAGAAGCUGCCAAGAAAGCUGCUCAAGAACGCCAAGAAGCCCAAAAGGCCCAAGAAGCAGCAAUGGCCUCCAUCGAAGCUGAAGCCAAAAAGUCAUCCAGUGCUCCCCAGGAAACCCCAGCUGUUAAUCAAAUUGACUUCUCGCAAUACACACAUCGUGCUGUCAGUUUCUUGGCCCGUAACUUCUACAAUUUGAAAUAUGUCGCUUUGGUCUUGGCCUUCAGCAUCAAUUUCAUGCUGCUCUUCUACAAGGUCACAUCAUUGACGGACGAUGAAGAGUCUUCGGGCGACGAUGUUUUGAUUUUAGGCUCUGGUUCAGGUGCAGGUUUGGCAGGCUCAGGCAUGGGUUCUGGCGAUGGAUCGGGUGAUGGCGAAGGCGAGGAAGAUGAAAUACCGGAAAUGGUGCACGUGGACGAAGACUUCUUCUACAUGGAGCAUGUCAUACGGAUAGCAGCACUGAUGCACAGUUUGGUGUCAUUGGCCAUGUUGAUCGCCUACUACCAUCUCAAGGUCCCCUUGGCCAUAUUCAAGCGCGAAAAGGAGAUUGCUAGACGUUUGGAAUUCGAUGGUCUCUUUAUUGCCGAGCAGCCGGAGGAUGAUGACUUUAAAUCUCACUGGGACAAACUGGUGAUUUCGGCAAAGUCCUUCCCCGUCAACUAUUGGGAUAAGUUCAUCAAGAAGAAGGUACGUCAAAAGUACAGCGAAACAUUUGACUUUGACAACAUUUCCAAUCUGCUGGGUAUGGAAAAGAGUUCCUUCGUGGCACAAGAAAGUGAAGAGGGCGGCUUAAUAAAGUACAUAACAAAUAUCGAUUGGCGGUAUCAAGUUUGGAAAGCUGGUGUUACAUUUACCGAUAACGCCUUCCUCUACUCGCUAUGGUACUUCUCUUUCUCUGUGAUGGGAAACUUCAACAACUUCUUCUUUGCCGCCCACUUGUUGGAUGUUGCAGUUGGCUUCAAAACUCUACGAACCAUCUUGCAGUCUGUAACGCAUAACGGCAAACAACUGGUGCUCACGGUCAUGUUGCUGACAAUUAUCGUGUACAUCUACACUGUCAUUGCUUUCAACUUCUUCCGCAAGUUCUACAUUCAGGAAGAGGACGAAGAGGUGGACAAGAAGUGUCACGACAUGUUGACAUGUUUCGUCUUCCAUUUGUACAAGGGUGUAAGAGCAGGUGGUGGUAUAGGUGACGAAAUCGGCGAUCCUGUCGGCGACGAGUACGAAGUGUACCGCAUCAUCUUCGACAUAACCUUCUUCUUCUUCGUCAUUGUUAUUCUCUUGGCCAUUAUUCAAGGUUUGAUUAUCGACGCCUUUGGUGAGCUUCGUGAUCAGCUGGAAUCGGUGAAGGAGAACAUGGAAUCAAAUUGCUUCAUCUGUGGCAUGGGCAAAGACUUCUUCGAUAUAGUGCCGCAUGGCUUCGAUACGCACGUCCAGAAGGAACACAAUCUGGCGAACUACAUGUUCUUCCUUAUGCAUUUGAUUAACAAGCCCGACACCGAGUACACCGGUCAGGAAACCUAUGUCUGGAACAUGUAUCAGCAACGAAGCUGGGACUUCUUCCCAGUCGGUGACUGUUUCCGCAAGCAAUAUGAAGACGAACUAUCUGGCGGUGGUGGCGGCGGUUAAUAUGUCGCAGCGAUGCGAAC
Molecule: messenger RNA, 15472 nt
Organism: Musca vetustissima
Lineage: Eukaryota; Metazoa; Arthropoda; Insecta; Diptera; Muscidae
Gene: RyR
Product: ryanodine receptor
Exons: 30
Coding region: 72-15452 (5126 amino acids)
Biological process (GO): intracellular calcium ion homeostasis; calcium ion transmembrane transport
Cellular component (GO): calcium channel complex; smooth endoplasmic reticulum; sarcoplasmic reticulum membrane
Molecular function (GO): protein binding; ryanodine-sensitive calcium-release channel activity
Source: RefSeq, a predicted model, not a curated record